AUGUCAAUGCUACCACCAUCCAUGCCAUCAUCAAUGACACGCAAUGAUACUCACCCAUCAGUGACCCAAAAAGAAGUUAAAGAGAAAGGAUUUUUUUUUUUUCCCGGGGAGUUUGAAUACGACUUGCGAGAGCAUUUGAUCAUGGCGGUGGUGGAAAAUGCGGAUGCUAACGUGGACAAUCGGGCCGACCCGGACGCGCCGCAAGAAGACGCCUCUAUUGAUCAUCUUCAUCAUUACCAUCAACACCAGCAGUCAACGAAGGCUUCCGUUAAUCAGAAGUCAAAGAAAACGUCCGACCAAAAUCUCCAUCUGAUGGUUCAGAAAAUAUCUUCUUCACAAUCCAACGAUCAGCCGUACAGUAUCAAUGGAAAUGGAGUGUCAAAGGCUAAUAUUACUGGCAGUAAUAACCAGGGUCAUCAGAAAAUGAAUGGUGAAGAUGAUGGCGGUGAGGGGUUUAAAAGAGAGAUGAGGGAUUUGGAGGAAAUGCUGUCAAAAUUGAACCCGAUGGCCCAGGAAUUUGUGCCACCGUCUGUUGGGGCGGCGUACCAUAGACUGGUGAUACCGCCGGCACAAGCCGCAGGGCAAUACGGUUAUAAUGCUAAUUUGUUUUUAAUUCAGCAGCAUGUCAACUCUGGAGUUCCAAAUGGAAAUUCUACUAGGAGGAAGAACAAUGGCUAUGGUCAUGGGAAGCGGAGGAUAAAUAGUCGAACAAGUAUGGCACAGAGAGAAGAGGUUAUUAGGAGGACUGUGUAUGUAUCUGAUAUUGAUCAUCAGGUUACUGAAGAGCAACUCGCAGCGCUCUUCAUUGGUUGCGGACAGGUUGUUGAUUGUCGUGUUUGUGGUGACCCUAACUCUGUACUUCGUUUUGCCUUCAUUGAAUUCACUGAUGAGGAAGGUGCAAGGAAUGCUUUGAGCUUGGCAGGAACUAUGCUUGGAUAUUAUCCAGUUAGAGUGCUGCCUUCAAAAACUGCGAUUGCACCUGUUAACCCUACGUUCUUGCCACGGUCUGAAGAUGAAAGGGAGAUGUGUGCAAGAACUAUUUACUGUACAAACGUUGACAAAAAGGUUACUCAAGCUGAUGUCAAACUCUUUUUUGAAUCCAUUUGUGGAGAGGUUCUGCGCUUGAGGUUGCUUGGUGAUUAUAAUCAUUCAACCCGUAUAGCUUUUGUGGAGUUCGUAAUGGCUGAGAGUGCAAUUGCAGCUCUGAACUGCAGCGGUGUAGUCCUAGGAUCGCUCCCAAUAAGGGUAAGCCCAUCAAAGACUCCUGUUCGACCUCGUGCACCUCGGCAAUUCUUGGACUGA
Molecule: messenger RNA, 1302 nt
Organism: Fraxinus pennsylvanica
Lineage: Eukaryota; Viridiplantae; Streptophyta; Magnoliopsida; Lamiales; Oleaceae
Source: the annotation of a GenBank genome assembly